Molecule: messenger RNA, 1400 nt
Organism: Babjeviella inositovora NRRL Y-12698
Lineage: Eukaryota; Fungi; Ascomycota; Pichiomycetes; Serinales
Exons: 2
Coding region: 67-1146 (359 amino acids)
Source: RefSeq, a predicted model, not a curated record
CUCUUCAUAACUAAGAUGUUUUUUUCUCCUGUUGCAAUCGAUUUUAAACCCUUUUAAGAACAGACUAUGUAUCUAAAAUCGAUUAAAUUAUUGCGUUUUGCGUUUUACUCUUUGGCUUCCUUCGAAAACUAUUUCAACGCAACCUUCCUGAACAUCUCACAGCAGUUCCAGGACGGGUUGCAGGGCUCAUUGAAGGAAGCGCAGAAAAUCUCUGAAGAGCUCCAGCCGUUUGCGGCCAGAACGUCGCGCUUACUCCAGGAGAAGUUCGGUCAGGUUGAUGACGUCAGCGAAUUGCCUUCUGAGUACCUCGAGUUGGAAAGAAAGGUCGAUAACUUGAGAGUUGUGUACAAGAACUUGUUGACGGUGACCGAGACGUUUGAAUUCGAGAGCUACGACUACCCACCAAACUUGAAGGAAUCGUUCAACGACGUUUCUAAGUCGCUCACGGGUAGAUUUUACGAGUUGUCCAAAACCACUACGACCAAAGAGGCGGAGACGUUGCUCAAUUCGCAGGCGAAGGAGAAGAGCUUGCCAAAGACGUUGGCCCACGCGUUGUCCCGCGCUGCCGCCAACUCUAGGCAGCAGUUAUUGAUUUCAGCCUACCAUGCAGCUGAAGAAGCUGAGGAAGAGGAGCUUCCGGAGGAGAACCCGUUGGCGAAGGCGCUUUUGAAGUUAGCGGACACCGAGAAGCUUGUGGGUGAGAAGCGAUUGGAGCAGGACCAACUGAUUAUCGUUGACUUCAACCACAAGUUGAAUCAGAUUCUCACCGACUCCUUCAAGCAGACGUCGCAGAACCGCCGGAAGGUUGAAAAGGCCAGACUUGACUUCGACACCUUGAGAACCCAAGUCAAGAGAGCGGAGGAAGCCGCCAAGGAAACGGAGGCACCAGAGGAGGACAAAGUGCCAGUUAAGGAUGUGGAGGGACUCAACUCCAAGCUCGAGGCCGCUGAGGAUGAGUUGGUUAGCGCCACUGAAGAAGCUGUGACCUCAAUGAAGAGAAUCUUGGACCCAGCCGAGAGUGUGAACUUGGUCCAGGUUUUGGUGAAGGCCCAGUUGGAAUACUUCAAGAGCGUCACCGCUGAUUUGGAGGUUUUGUCGGCCGAAUUGGAUACCAUUAUUGUGGAGGCUGCUGAGUCCGAGGAAUGAACUGUGGUGGAGGCUUCUGAGUCCAAGAAAUGAACCAUGGUGAAACCUGCGAAUAAACCACAAUUAUUUGUCUAAUCCUUUAGUUAUUUAAUAUUAUACUGACUUUGAUGGCGUAUGUAGCUUAGUAUUUUGCACAAGACAUAUACAUUGAGGUACAGGAAGCGAUAAUGAGAUCCAAUAUAAGGUCACUCUUCCACGCGCCGUAUGCCAUGGCUCAGUCUUUACCUGGCUUUCUAUUUAUUUCAACAUUCUCU